CACACAAUUGAUGCCCCGAAACCGUCCGAUAAACGCCCUUUCUCCCUUAUCGCUUGGGGGCCCUUUUCAUCCAUCAUCGCCCAUCGGCGCCAUCACCGCCCGGCUAGUUUCCACUAGUCGGUAUUCCAUACCAGAUGUUACCAUACCGACCAGGGGGGUGUGGGAAGGGAAAAAAGAGGGAGGAAAAGAAAAAAAAAAAAAAAAAAAAAAAAAGGAAAACGGGGCAGAAUCCGUACCCAAGCUUGAUCAAGAAGAGCCUUGAACAGCAGCAUUAUGUCCAUUGUUGUUUUAGUAUCCAAUCAGUCUGUCGGAGUACAGAUUUACCCCAAUCGUACCAAAUCAGGUUCAAUCAAAUCAACAAAAGGGGAGAAGUACAUAAUAGAAGAGAUCAUAUAGAACAGAAGAAUAGAAAAUGAUAAAGCAUACCGUAGACAAAAGAAGAAAAAG
Molecule: messenger RNA, 447 nt
Organism: Aspergillus japonicus CBS 114.51
Lineage: Eukaryota; Fungi; Ascomycota; Eurotiomycetes; Eurotiales; Aspergillaceae
Exons: 1
Coding region: 135-416 (93 amino acids)
Source: RefSeq, a predicted model, not a curated record